AUGUCAAGUAUUAAUACGCUCAACAUUGAACUUGUCGAUGGCCAAAGCCGAGAAAUUGACCCAGAAACCGAACCCAACCUCCUUCUACAAGCCAACAAAGCAGUCACCCUCUUUAAAAAUCAAGUAGCAAAAUGUACCACCCUCUUUGGCCCCCAUCACCUCAACACGAUCCAAUCGAAACACAGUUUAGCCGCAGUUCUUACCUCAUCUCACAAUUUUGUCGAGGCAGAACCCCUCCACCGCGAGGUUGCGGUUGUCAUGGAAAAACACUUUGGACCCCGUCACACCAAUACUGUCCGGGCUAAACGGACCUUAGCUAAUUUUUUGGUAACCACACCCCUCGCCAAGUUCGACGAGGCUGAACAAAUCUGCCAAGAGAUCGUCACAGUGAGCCAAGAAUUGUACGGUGACACGCAUUCUGACACGCUCAAGGCGAAAGAAUCACUCGCAACGGUGUUCCUGGCGCAAGGGAGGGGUGCCCAGGCUGAAAUAAUUUUCCGAGAAAUUCUAACCCAACAAGAAACCUCCCUUGGGGCGGGAAACGUCGAAACUCUGCAGACGAAACAUAACCUUGGCGGAGUCCUGUCCACUUUAGGGAAGCAUGAAGAAGCCUUAACAAUUAAUAGGAAGGUCCUCCAAGAACGAGAGAAACUAUAUCCGGCCUCCCAUCCAAUGUUGCUUAAUUCGAUUCGUGAAGUUGCCGGAUUACUGGUGGAUCUCGACCGUAACGAGGAGGCGGAACCCUACUAUAGGAAAUUAUUACUGGGAGAUGUGGAAUGUUACGGGGUCAGGGAUCAAUCAUGUGUCACAACGAAGAAUAAACUCGCCCUCGUUCUUACCAGAUUGGGUAAGAGGGACGAAGCGUUGCCCUUGUUGAGGGAAAGUGUCGUCGAAUUAAACACUUUGCUCGGGCCGUAUCAUCCAGUCAUGUUGGAAACGGUGGGGAAUUUGGUGAAUGUUUUGUCCUUCUUGGGCAAGCAUGAGGAUGUCCUGGCUCUACAGGAGGGAUUGGUGAAACGGUAUGAGAAAGAUCUCGGGCCAGGGCAUGACUUAGCAUGGAAGACUAAACACGGCGUUCGUGCUACGCUACAUAAGCUGGGAAGAUUCAAGGAGGAGGAGGCCAUGUUGAGGAAAAUGUUAAAAUUUGAUAAAAACCGGAAUGGUGAGGCCCAUGUGACAACGCUGAGCACGAAGAGUAACUUGGCGACGGUAUUGGGGGACAUGGGCAAGUAUGAGGAGGCCGCGAGGAUGUAUGAGGAGGUUGUAUUGGUGAUGGAAACAAGGGGUGGGCCAUUCCAGCCCUUCCUUGCGACGAAUUUGGAUAAUUUGGCGGGUAUGAGGUGCAUGAUGGGGGAGUUGGAGAAGGCGGAAGUAACGUAUAGAAAAGCCGGAGAUCUGCGGGAACAGUAUUUAGGUGCAGACCAUGCGGAUACGGUGGUGUCGAGGGAAAGUUUGGCGAUCGUUGUGGCCCGAUUGGCGGAAGGUGGGGAGAAAGUUGACGUAGCGAGGAGGCCGCUGGUCUUGGAAAGCAGGGAUUCAGUACCUGGACAUCUGCUAUGGUCGACGGGACCAGUCUCGAAUUCUGGAAGCUGGCGUAACACUGUGUCCAAACUUUUCAAUGGAAUAUUUGGACGACAGAAGUAA
Folsomia candida is the source of this 1644-nucleotide messenger RNA. Its product is annotated as nephrocystin-3. The record is from RefSeq and is a predicted model, not a curated record. Gene Ontology annotation, molecular function: protein binding. Bases 1 to 1644 code for a protein of 547 amino acids. The transcript has 3 exons. NCBI's taxonomy places the organism in Eukaryota, Metazoa, Arthropoda, Collembola, Entomobryomorpha, Isotomidae.